AUGGAAUCCCUUGUGCACACGUUCGGCCACCUGGACCGGCAGCGGGGAUCCUUCAAUCUGACCUUUACGUAUCGGCUGGACUCGGAUGUGGUCACGGACUCUUAUUUUCAGCACUUUCAUCCCAAUGUGAUGAACGAGCAACAGCUGGAUGAGCUGUUAACCAAGAAGGCAGGCUUCGCCGUGACCUUUGUCUCCAACUGCCACUGGAUUCCCAGUCGACGGGAUGUGUACGUGAAGCAGCUGGCCAACUAUUACCAUGUGGAUAUUUACGGGAAAUGCGGGACCAAGCAGUGCAGCACCGAUACUACGGAAAUUUGUGAUCAGCUCGUGGCUGAUUGCAAGUUUUACCUGGCUUUUGAAACAGUACCUAGUGAAAAGAAUGCAUCGGAAGGGGACUACAGGAUUAAGGAGAACAUCGGCCAGGACGUGUGCACGGUAACGGAGGCCGUCGGGCUGACCAGCCUGCAGAAGGUCAUCGAGAAGCGCAUGGCGCUGGUCAACAAACGUGCCACCAGUCGCGCCCAGUGCGUGCAGAAAUUUAAGCUCCUCCCCGAGGACUUCAGCAUCCCCGGCGGCGAGCUGGGUCCCACGCUGAAGUUGAAGCGCAACGUCGUCGCCGCCAAGUACGGCGCCCUCAUCGAGCAGUUCUACGACGACACCGACUCCUGA
This is a messenger RNA of Paramacrobiotus metropolitanus, 669 nucleotides long. RefSeq names its product alpha-(1,3)-fucosyltransferase C-like. The transcript is spliced from 3 exons. Gene Ontology annotation, cellular component: membrane. The record is from RefSeq and is a predicted model, not a curated record. Gene Ontology annotation, molecular function: alpha-(1->3)-fucosyltransferase activity. NCBI's taxonomy places the organism in Eukaryota, Metazoa, Tardigrada, Eutardigrada, Parachela, Macrobiotidae. The coding region runs from base 1 to 669 and encodes 222 amino acids.